Messenger RNA from Gadus macrocephalus (Pacific cod), 4923 nucleotides. It is a transcript of the gene megf10, whose product is annotated as multiple EGF-like-domains 10. The record is from RefSeq and is a predicted model, not a curated record. The transcript has 21 exons. Bases 1 to 2994 code for a protein of 997 amino acids. Gene Ontology annotation, biological process: apoptotic cell clearance. NCBI's taxonomy places the organism in Eukaryota, Metazoa, Chordata, Actinopteri, Gadiformes, Gadidae.
AUGAGAAAUGAGAAAGCCUGUGACAGCAGCCACUGGGGCCCCCACUGCAGCAGCCGCUGCCAGUGUCAGAACGCGGCGCUGUGCAACCCCAUCACCGGCGCCUGCAUCUGCCCGCCGGGCUACAGGGGCUGGCGCUGCGAGGCCCGCUGCGAGCCCGCCGCCUACGGAAACGGCUGUCAGCAGAGGUGCCUGUGCCAGAACGGGGCGGCCUGCCACCACGUCACCGGGGAGUGCACGUGCACGCCAGGAUACACCGGCGCUUUCUGUGAGGACCUGUGCCCGGCGGGGAAGCACGGCCAGCAGUGCGAGGAGCGAUGCCCCUGCCAGAACGGAGGGAUGUGCCACCACGUCACCGGAGAGUGCUCCUGCCCCGCGGGAUGGAUGGGCACGGUGUGCGGGCAGCCCUGUCCGGAAGGCCGCUUCGGCCGCAACUGCUCCCAGGAGUGCCAGUGUCACAACGACGCCGUCUGCCUCUCGUCAACGGGCCAGUGUCUCUGUGGACCGGGGUACACCGGCGAACGGUGCCAGGAGGAGUGUCCGGUGGGCACGUACGGCGUGGGCUGCGCCGAGGCGUGCCGCUGUGCCAACGGCGCCCAGUGCUCCCACGUGAGCGGCGCGUGCACGUGCCAGCCGGGCUACACGGGGGACACCUGCGCGGUGCGGCUGUGCCCCGAGGGCCGCUACGGCCUCAGGUGCGACCGCCGGUGCCCCUGCCUGGCCCAGAACAUGCACAGCUGCCACCCCAUGUCCGGGGAGUGUAAGUGUAAGCCAGGCUGGUCGGGGCUGUACUGCAACGAGACCUGCACCCCGGGCUUCUACGGGGUGUCCUGCCAGCAGGUGUGCCAGUGUCAGAACGGCGCGGACUGCCAAAGCGUCACAGGGAAGUGUAUCUGUGCCCCAGGGUUCAAGGGAGCCAACUGUUCCACCUCUUGCCCCCUGGGAACACAUGGAGUGAACUGCUCCUCCAAAUGUAACUGCAAGAACGGGGGCGAAUGUUCAACGGUGGAUGGGGCCUGCUCCUGUAAAGCCGGUUGGUACGGAGUGGACUGUUCCAUCAGCUGUCCCAGUGGCACCUGGGGGAUCGGCUGCAACCUCACCUGCAAAUGUGGAAGCGGAGGCGCCUGCAACGCUUUGGACGGACGCUGCACGUGUUCCCCGGGCUGGAGAGGGGAGAAGUGCGACCUGUACUGCCAGGACGGCACCUACGGCGUGCAGUGCAGGGAGCGCUGUGACUGCAGCCACGCAGACGGCUGUCACCCCUCCACCGGCCACUGCCGCUGCCUGGCAGGGUGGACAGGUGUUCACUGUGACAGCGUAUGUCCCGAGGGCCGCUGGGGCCCGAACUGUUCCCUCCUGUGUAACUGUAAGAACGGGGCCUCCUGUUCCCCGGACGAGGGGACCUGUGAAUGCGCUCCAGGAUUCAGAGGGACCACCUGCCAGAGGAUCUGUUCCCCUGGUUACUACGGCCACCGCUGCAGCCAGGCCUGUCCUCAGUGUGUCCAUAGCAACGGCCCGUGUCAUCAUGUGGCCGGCCUCUGUGACUGUCUGCCCGGCUUCAAAGGAGCGCUGUGUAACGAAGUGUGUCCCAGCGGCCGCUACGGGAAGAGGUGUGCGUGGGGCUGUGGCUGCACCAACAACGGCACGUGCAACCCCAUCGACGGCUCCUGCCAGUGCUACCCCGGCUGGAUCGGAAGUGACUGCUCUCAGCCUUGUCCCCCGGGGCAGUGGGGGCCAAACUGUAUCCAUACGUGCAACUGUCACAACGGGGCCUACUGCAGCGCAUACGACGGGGAGUGCAAGUGUACUCCCGGCUGGACCGGCCUGUACUGCACACAACGCUGUCCGUUGGGUUUCUACGGCAAAGAGUGUUCUCAGCUCUGCCUGUGUAAGAACGGAGCGGACUGCGACCACAUCCGGGGACAGUGCACCUGUCGAACGGGCUUCAUGGGACACCACUGUGAACAGAAGUGCCCCCCUGGCUCCUACGGCUACGGCUGUCGCCAGGUGUGUGACUGUCUCCACAACUCCAGCUGUGACCACAUGACUGGGACGUGCUACUGCAACCCCGGCUGGAGGGGGGCCAGGUGUGACCAAGCCGGCCUGGUUGUCGUCGGCAACCUGAACAGCCUGACCAGCGCCGCCAUGCCCGUGGACACGUACCAGAUCGGAGCCAUCGCCGGGAUCAUCGUCCUGGUGCUGUUGGUGAUCUUCCUCCUGCUCCUCUUCAUCAUCUACAGAAAGAAGCUGAAGGGAAAAGAGUCCAGCAUGCCGGCAGUCACCUACACACCGGCCUUGCCCAUCUCUGCUGACUACGUCAUGGCCGACGCACAGCAAGCUGCGGCUCGUGAGGGACAUCCCAGCAACUACUUCUCCAACCCCAGCUACCAUACGCUCACUCAGUGUACCUUCCCCUCAAACAGCAGCCACCUCCCUCCUCCGUACGCAAAGGCCGAGAAUAGCCAGCUGUUUGUGACCUUGAAGGGUGCGGAACACAGAAAGAGGUCACCUUUAGCGGAACACACGGGCACCCUGCCCGCCGACUGGAAGCAGAGAGACUGCUUCAACGAGCUGGGAGCAUAUGGAAUUGACCGAAGAUAUGUCGGGAAAUCAUUACGAGAUCUGGUGAAGGGGGAGCCGUACCACGCCAGCUCCAGCUCGCUCAACAGCUCGGAGAACCCCUACGCCACCAUCAAGGACCCCCCGCUGCUGUGCCCCAAGAACAGCGAGUGCGGCUACGUGGAGAUGAAGUCCCCGGCCAGGCGUGACUCGCCUUACGCCGAGAUCAACUCCGGCCCCACCAACAGGAACGUGUACGAAGUCGAGCCCAGUGUAAGCACACUGUAUUCCACGGAGAACGGCAACGGCCAUGUUGUAUUUGGUCAGGACCCGUACGAUUUACCCAAAAACAGCCACAUUCCCUGUCACUACGACCUCCUGCCCGCCAGAGAGGCGGAAAGCCCUAACCCUCCCCCGAAGGAGCGGGACAGCAAAUGAUAUCACAGAAAGUAUGGAUGUGUUGUGCUGAAACUUCCCUCUGCAAAUGGUCCACUUUGCAGCAACACCCUUUAAACUUGCCUCGUUCUUUCAUUACAGCAUUGGUGUGUGUGUGUGUGUGUGUGUGUGUGUGUGUGUGUGUGUGUGUGUGUGUGUGUGUGUGUGUGUGUGUGUGUGUGUGUGUGUGUGUGUGUGUGUGUGUGUGUGUGUGUGUGCGAUUAUGACUUUUGGUUUGAAAUGGACGUACCAUAUGAAUGUUGAAUGAGUUAAGUUUGAGUAUGCUGCUUAUAUAAUAUGAUUCAGAGAAAAUAAUGAAGAAAGGGCAGUACGCACAUCAUAUGUAACCAGUUUUUACCAGUAUUAAGAUACAGCUUUAAAAACAAAAUUUGGAGCAAUUUCUUUGGUUAUAAUGGAUACACAUUAAAUUAUUUCAGUGUUUGAAUAAAAUUAUAGUUAAAGCGGCAGUGUGUAACAUAAGGGGAAUCUAGCGGAACGGACUUGGCAGAAAUGCAAUAUAAAAAUCAUAACUAUGUUCAAUUAGUGUCUAACCCAAUCAAAAUAAGAGUUGUGGUGUUUUCGUUACCUUAGACUGAGCCCUUAUAUCUACAUCCUACAGACUGCACCUUUAACCAAAUGUAGCAAUAUCAAUUAUAUUUGAGGAAUAACUUAAUUUUAAUAGUGUAAAAUAUUCCAGCUUUCAAAACUUAAAGAAUGAGAUUUAUGAUAGUGGUUAGACUUAAAUAUGCCAUGUGAAUGGUAAAUGCAUUUAAGUUUCAGAACUUCUUUGUAGUUAAAAACAUAAAAACAAUUUAACACUAUUAAAUAUUGUAAAACCAUCAUAAAAUAUAUAUCAGAAGUUAAAGACUAAGUGCCUUAAUGAUUAAAUUGUUUUAUUACGUUGUAGCCAAUAUGGUUGCUGGUUAACUUACUUAUUUUUCAUAAUAUUUUUCAUAAUAAUUUAUGUUUUUAAAUGAAACAAGCCAUAGUAUGUUUUUCUUGUGCGUUCUAGUCCCUUAAUGCUAUGUACAAAUAAAGCACUAAAGCAAACCCCACAUAAUAGUGCAGCAAAUAGUGAGGGAGGCAUUUCUGUUUAUAAUAAAACGCCAAAUAUUAGUGCAAAUAACUUUGCAUCACUGUAGAGUUGACACAGUUGCCAUUAAGGAUUUUAUUGUAUUUUUAAUUAAAUGUUGACUUUAUCCAUAGGUUUUGACAAAUGAAGGCAAUAAUACCACAUGCAUUUUUUCUUUUUUUAUAAUGCUUUACAGACAGUAAUACAUUGAAUUACAAAUAUUUAAAACAAUGAUUUAAAGUGUGCUUAAUGACACUGGUUAAAAAGUCACUCAUUUUGAUUGCACUGCCAUUUCAACAUAUCAGAUAAAUGUAUGCUUGAGCUGGACUUUGGCAUUCUGUAAAAUAGAAGUAGGACAAUUGAAAAUUCCUCCAAAUGUUUUACACACAUACUCCUUGUAGUUUAUGUGUAAUUAUGUUAUAUGAAUUCUAUAUGUCUUUCAAAACAUUCUCAAUGGCUUAGAAUAGCAAGUAGCAUCAUUAGACAGCCCCAUUUGUUUUAAUUAAGGUUUUAAAUGUAAAUAAUGUAUAUAGGCACUUCCAAAUAUUGGAAUGGAUUUUGACAUUAAUGUAAAAAUGUGAACAUCAUGCAGUGUCUUAUGUUAACUGAUGACAUAAACAAAUGUGUGGUUGUUGUACCGUUUGGUGAAAAGCAAGCCUUGUUAACAGGCAGAUGUAUAUACAGUUCAACAGGUGAAAUGUGCACUGCUCUGCCUUUUCAUAGUUGCCUAUAAUUAGAACAGGUGGAAACAUCUAACAGUAGUUAGAACAGUACCCCUCCCCAUCAUUCUGAUUGUGAGUAGUACUUCUUGACUACUGUAUUAGGUCACAACCAUUAAAUUCUCUUCUGAUCCACUGGAA